AUGGGGGUUACUCCCCGUUCUUUAGACUCUUCGCUCCUGACGGCCCAGACGAGCUGUAUCUCACAUCAUCUGCCUCCCGCCGUUCGUUAUCUCAUCUCAUCUCGUCCCUGCGUCAACAGUCACCGCCUAACACCCCGAGCAUCUAGCGGGAGCCCUCGUGUGCCGUCCCUUGUUGGGGAUUACUUAUCCCAUCCGACGGUCUGGACGAUCCUCCCGUGUUGCCCAGUGGCGAGAGCACGCGAACCCUCGCAGCACGCGAUACCGAAGAAUGAGAGGUCCGGCUCGACGCUCUCCACAGCUCGUGUCUCAUGUCGUAGACCAAACUCGGCCGCCUUUCUGGGCCUGUCUCGACUCUCCUCUGCCAGGAUGACGUCCUCCCGUCUGUUGCACCUUGCGGUCCUCGCCCUGUUUGUUCCUCGGUCAUGGCAGCAGCGGGACCCAGUCCAAAAUUUUUGUCGGCGGUUUGGGCACCAGUCUACUGUCGUAGACGAUAAACUUUACCUGGACGGCGGUCUGAUAAAUUGGAGUCCCAUCUCAACCAACUCUCAAAACUACUCGAAUACAUGGCUCUCGUAUAAUGACCUGCAAAAGAACAGCGGAAGUGGCAUGCCUCCGCUACAUGCCAACCUCUCCAAGAAUGCAUCCAUUCCGGACGUCAACGGCGGUGUGUUGUGGGGGGAUGAAGUCAACAAGAGGUUCUACCUCUUUGGCGGGGAAUACUACGGCACACCACCUACGCCUUUCAAUCUCUACUCGUACGACAUACUGAACGACUCAUGGGAUAACCUCGGGCCGCCGAGCCAGAGCGGGAUACGCCCGGUAUCGUACGGCGCGGGCACGGGCAUCUCAGAACUCGGUCUGGGCUUCUACUACGGCGGCUGGCUCUCCAACAACUCGGUGCCUGACUGGUCCGGCCCACCUGUCGCCACGACCGGCUUGAUCAAGUACGACAUGGACGAGGGGUCAUGGACGAAUAGCUCGGGGCCAGACUCGAUCGGGAGGGCCGAGGGGACGAUGAACUACCUGCCAGCCUCGGACGGCGGGCUCCUCAUCUACUUUGGGGGGAUCCAGGACCUGGACAACGGCACGACGGCCGGGCAGCCAAUGGACGAGGUGUUUGUUUAUGAUAUUGUGACCGACCGCUGGUACACACAACAGACCUCGGGCACGACCCCACAGAUGCGAAGCAGGUUUUGCUCCGGGGUGACAUGGGCGGAUGAUCAGUCGAGCUAUAAUAUAUAUCUGUACGGCGGUGCUGGCAUGCCACCAGAUACAUCGGGCUUCGACGACGUGUACAUACUAACGAUCCCCACGUUCACCUGGAUCAAGCUCUACCCGACCGACGGCAACGUCACGGGCCAGUACCCGCACCACAGCCUGACCUGCAACGUCGUCAACAGGGGCCAGAUGCUCGUGAUCGGCGGGACCUUCCCGCUCAGCGACGACUGCGACGCCGCGCCGCAGAGGGGCACGCACAACCUCGUCCUGGGCCAGCAGGCCGACCCGGGCGCGAACCCCUGGCAGCUGUACGCCCCGGACCUGACGACGUACGCCGUCCCGGACGAGAUCAUCUCCGUGGUGGGCGGGCAGGCCACGGGCGGGGCGACGCGCACCGCCCCGGCGGGCGGCUUCGACAACCGCGACCUCGACGUCCUCAUGACCAAGAGGGCGUCCGUGGCAGCCCGCACCCCGACGCGGCCCAUCCCCGGCGCGACGGGCACCUCCUCCUCAUCCUCGGGCGGCACGCGCCUCAGCACGGGCGCCAUCGUGGGCAUAGCGGUCGGCGGCGGGGUGGCCCUCGUCGCGCUGGUCGUCGGGCUAUGCGUCUUUUUCCGCCGGCACCGCAGGUUCCGGUACGGCGCCUCGGGGGCCCAGAACGGCGGGCCCAAGUCCAGCGCGGGGGGCAGCAGCAGCCCGUAUACCUUUAGCCCGGGCGCCGGGCCGUGGAGCCCGCACAGCGCUUACAGCGGCGGCGCCGCCGCCCAGGCCGCACACACGCCGAGCAGCUUCGGCGGGCCGCCGAGCCCGUUCGCGAGGCGGCCCAGCAACCUCAACGUCCAGCAGGGGCCCGUGGAGCUGGCGGCGGCGCCCGUGCCGGACGGGCUGGGGGACUACGAGAUGUCACAGGGCGGGGGCGGGGGAGGAGGAGCUGUGCUCGGGCCCCGGGGGUCCGGGUCCGAGCCGGAGGGGUACCAGCAGCGGCGGUCGCUCAGGACGUCGCACCGGAGCGUGAGCUCCUCGGGGGUGGGGGUGCCGGCGGCGCCCUUCUACGGCGACCAGCCCAAGUACGACGACUCGGGCCGGCCGUGGUACCCGCAGGUCAGCAGGAUGGACGACGGGCCGUUCCCGAGCCCGCGGUCGGUGUCGACUGGCGGCGGCGGCGGCGGCGGCCGCCACAGCAGCAGCCACGGGCACAGCCCCGCGCAGGAGAUGAUGGACUCGAGCUGGCCGCUGGGUGGUGUGACGGGCGCCGGCCCGUCGCCGCGGACGCCCGGGUUCGACGGGGCCGACACGGGGUGGGAUGAUAGUCGGGACGGGACUGUGCGUGAGGGGAGGAGGAGUGGUAGGCAUGAGACGUUUUAUCACCCCUGA
Diaporthe batatas is the source of this 2592-nucleotide messenger RNA. RefSeq lists its product as uncharacterized. Gene Ontology annotation, molecular function: protein binding. Bases 1 to 2592 code for a protein of 863 amino acids. Lineage: Eukaryota; Fungi; Ascomycota; Sordariomycetes; Diaporthales; Diaporthaceae. The transcript is spliced from 5 exons. The record is from RefSeq and is a predicted model, not a curated record.